AUGUCCUUCGACCCAUUCGAAGCUCGGAUGCAGUUCCUCCAACUACUUCGUAAACUCAAUGCGUCUCAACCUUCUAUCCAGAAAGUUGUGGGAUAUGCUAUCAAAUAUGGCUCGAGGUGUAGUGAGGACUUAUGGGAAUGUAUAGUCGAGCAAUGUGGGAAGGGAUCAUUGAACACACGUAUAAAUAUCUUAUAUUUCCUCGACACCCUGCUCGAAGCUUCUCUCCCUCUGGGACCUGUCGAUGCUCCAUACCCUCAACUAGUGACGCAGAAUUUACAGGAUAUAGUGGGGAAAGUAGUUCCGGAUGGACGAGAUAGGGUACUGAAUCUACGAAGUGCGAAACAGAUAUUGGAAAGCUGGAGACUUAGGCGAGUUAUAGAUCAUGAUGUUGUUGAAGAAGCUUUGAAAUUUCUCGAAGGAAGGACGCAUAGCGACGAUCCAUCGAAUAAACGGAGUCAUGAACAGGCUUUUUCGAAAAAUGAGAUUCUGCGGAGGAUGGAAGAAGAUCGUGAGAGGCAUAAACGCUUGAGAGAACGAAUAUGGAUACUACCAAUCCCACCUUUACACCCCCAAUCAUCUCAACUCCCUAUCAAACUCAAAUCAUCCCCAUCGACUACUUCACCAUUUACACCUGCCUCACCGUCCAAUUCGAAACCUUCUAACGCAUCGACCCCAAAUCAAGGUAAGAUGGCUCCUCCACCUGUACCGGUGGCCGAUAAGGAGAAGACCCAAGAGAUUGAAGGAGGUGGGCUGGAAACCGCUUUGGAAGUGGAGUUCGAGCAGGCUUGGGAGGGAGUUAGUGAUAUUGACGAAGAGGAAUUACAGAGGAUGAAAGAGUGA
Messenger RNA from Kwoniella botswanensis, 840 nucleotides. RefSeq lists its product as uncharacterized. Gene Ontology annotation, biological process: positive regulation of DNA-templated transcription, elongation; positive regulation of transcription by RNA polymerase I. NCBI's taxonomy places the organism in Eukaryota, Fungi, Basidiomycota, Tremellomycetes, Tremellales, Cryptococcaceae. Bases 1 to 840 code for a protein of 279 amino acids. The record is from RefSeq and is a predicted model, not a curated record. The transcript is spliced from 5 exons. Gene Ontology annotation, cellular component: CTDK-1 complex.